Molecule: messenger RNA, 1453 nt
Organism: Capsicum annuum
Lineage: Eukaryota; Viridiplantae; Streptophyta; Magnoliopsida; Solanales; Solanaceae
Exons: 5
Coding region: 292-1110 (272 amino acids)
Cellular component (GO): chloroplast
Source: RefSeq, a predicted model, not a curated record
CCAAAAAAUCUUCUCUUUAAAACUAGGUGGCUGCAGAUUUAAUUUCAGUGAAAAGAAUGGAAUAAUGAUUAGGAAAUCAGGAACUUGUAGAAAAUUUCAAGAAAUUUGGGCAGAUUAUAAGAUGUCCCCAGCUAAAUAAGAACGAAAUAUAUUAGAGCUAAACGAGAAAGUCAAGAACCACAUAAACAAAAUCGCACCUUAUCCAAAUAUAGAGAUUGGGAGCGAAAGAGAAUCAAAGAGAAGCUGCAUCUCAUCCCUUAGCUGACUAGUAAUUAUGGGGAAACAAACGAGAUGAGCCUUUCUUCUUUUCUUCUUCUUCUUCCUUCUCCUCCCACUUACAAACUUUAUUCCUUCCACAACAUUAAUAAUAAUAUUAAUGGCUGGCCUAUUUCCAUUCAUCAACCCCAUAGGUUUUCCUGCCGAGUCGUCAAGGACUCCAAUAGAACAGAGUUAUCUACGGAAGAUGCAGCAGCAAUGGAAAAUUCGGAUGGUGAUAAGCUGGUAGAUGGAAUGAAUUUUGGGGAACUUUGCAAUGAAUUUGAAUGCAUUAGCAGCCCCUCUGUUGAAGCUACUGCUAGGCAGCUUGUUCGAGAUAUUCUUGAACUUCGUGAAGGCAAUCGUGCCCUUGGUACCUUUGCUGUGGCUGUCAACUACAAGGUAGAUCCAGUGAGAAGUUUCAUGGGGCGAGAGAAGUACAGGAGACCAUUGUGGAUAACUGAUGCACUACAAAAUCCUAAAACGAGUGUGCAAGAAAUGGUGAUGUUGUCAACAAGUGUGCUGAAUAUUAAGUGGACAGUAAAAGGAAAACCAAAGUUUAUACUUGCUAGCAUCGGAGGGGAUCUGAUCAUCAAAGUGAGUUCAAGAUUCAGUUUGAAUCAAAUAAGUGGGCAAGUAGUUGAGCAUGAAGAGCAGUGGGAUUUAUCCGGAUCAUCUAUCAUUGCUCAAGCUUAUUUCUGGGCAUCGCGACGACUCUUUGCAACAGUUGAAGCGGGAAAAGAUGUUGCUGAUUUUGUGAAGGACUUGAGUUCUAAAUCUGCUAAAGAGAAUAAAAACAUGGAUGUCUAUCCCGACCCUUAUGGUGAUCCAGCAAAGUCAAAUACCAUCACAUAAAUUGGGACAAAUGAAAUUAAUAGUUACAUACGUAGGGAGCUAUAACUUGGAGAGUAUGUUUAUAUAUGAAGUAACUUUUCGCAAAAUUUGUUCUGACGAAUAUUGUGUGUUCAUACGAGGAUCCAGUUCUUUCAAAGGGAUGACAGUUUCCAGAGGGAUUUUUACCAAAUUGCAUUGCUGCUGGCAGUUAUAUAUUUUGUCGUACAGUUCUUGAAGACGACUUUAUGAGAUCCAAGAUGCUAUAAGCUUUUAGUAUAUUGUAAUUAUUAAUUGUUUAUUUUUGUAUCUUGAUACAUAUGCAUUCAUAGUUUUUUUUGGCAAUAUACUGUAUACUUUAUUACCA